AUGAAUUUAACAUUAGAAGAAUUUGACGAGGAUUUUGAAUUUAAUUUAAAUAAAAAUAAAGAAAUUGUUAGUUUAAUGAAUUUACCUUUAAUUAAAGCUUUAUUUUUAAUUUUCUAUAUUAUUGUGUUUGUUUUGUGUGUUUUUGGUAAUUCUCUUGUACUUUUAUGUAUUAUUGGUAAUCGUUCAAUGAGGACAGUUACUAAUUUCUUUUUGGCUAAUUUAGCUAUUGCUGAUUUAUUAGGUAAUAAUUUUGAAUUUAAAUUUAAAUUAAAAAUAAAAGUUGGAAUAUUUUGUGUUUGUCAAAAUGCUGUACAUUUUGCUUUAUUCGCCCAUGGAACUUGGCCUUUUGGAAAACUUCUCUGUCAUUUAUAUAUUUAUAUUUUACAUUUAAUUCCAAAUAGUUCUGCCGGAAUUUUAAUUUUAUUGUCUGUUGAACGUUUUAUUGCCGUUUUACGUCCAAUGCUUGUUCAACAUUUAAUGACUAAAUCUGUUUUAAUUUUGUGUACUUUACUUGUUUGGACAUUGUCUAUUUUAAUGAAUAUUCCUUAUUUAAUUGCUGUUCAAUAUAUGGAUCUGUAUAAUCCUGAAAUUGGGCAACAUUAUGGAAUAUGUACUCGUCAUCAUCUAAUUUGGUGGGAUAUUAAUGUACUUCAAUUAGUUUCUACUGUAAAUUUAAUUGUUUGGUAUAUAUUACCCCUUACUUUAUUAUUCUCUAUUUAUGCAACGAUUGGACUUGUUUUAAUAAAAACAACUGAAGAUGAUGCUGUUGUUAGAACUUCACAAGCUUAUCGAAAUUUAUCUACAGCCGCCCCUCCUCAACAAUUAUCUAAUUCUUCUAAUAGUACAUUAAUGACUAGACAAAGCAUUGAUUCAGAAUUGAGCUGCGAGGCACGUGCUGGACUUAAUCGACGUGCGGGAAGUUAUAGCGGCGGAAAUAAUGGGAGAAGAAGAACUUUACCUAAAAUUGAAUUGGUAGAUAGUCGUCGACGUGUUAUUAGACUUUGUGCAGUUAUUGUAUUAGCUUUUGCUUUACUUUCAUUGCCUAGAUAUAUUUAUUUAACUUGGUCUGUUUGGAGAGAAGCAAAUGCCCCACGCUGUUUAAAUUGUUUAUCCGCAUUAAUUCAACCAACAACAUUUUUAUUAAUGUUUUUUGCUUCAGCAAUUAAUCCAAUUUUAUAUGCAUUUUUAUCACAAAGAUUUAGAGCAGCAAUUAAAGAUACUUUUAGUUUUGGUAAAAGUCAAGCAAAACAAAAAGAGCAAAUGUUACAACUUUUACGUAGUCACCGUUUAUCAACACAAUUAGAAAGGGAUGUUUUUGGAGAACCAAUUCAACAAGCUACAAGAACAAUGAGCUGUACAAGUUUACAACAACCAAUUAAUGUAAAAUAA
This is a messenger RNA of Meloidogyne enterolobii, 1389 nucleotides long. The record is from the annotation of a GenBank genome assembly. Lineage: Eukaryota; Metazoa; Nematoda; Chromadorea; Rhabditida; Meloidogynidae.